Polyodon spathula (Mississippi paddlefish) is the source of this 1033-nucleotide messenger RNA. RefSeq lists its product as uncharacterized. The coding region runs from base 365 to 1033 and encodes 222 amino acids. The transcript is spliced from 5 exons. NCBI's taxonomy places the organism in Eukaryota, Metazoa, Chordata, Actinopteri, Acipenseriformes, Polyodontidae. The record is from RefSeq and is a predicted model, not a curated record.
UGCAAAAUGAUAUAGCAAUAAAACUAUUUACUAAGCAAUGAGGAGAAAGCUCAACUGUUAAUUCAACACAUUCAAAAUGUUGAAGUUUUUUUUUACUUCCUGCUUAAGUUCUUUCACUGAUUAAUGUUUUUUGAUUUUGCAUGUAGUUUAAAAAAUUAAAAGUAGAGUAUGUCACAUCUUGAUGCAACGGUAAAUAUUAAAUUAGUAUCAAACAGUUAUUGUAACAUUUUACAUUGUACAUUUGGAAGGGUGGACAGAGGUACUGACUACUGUUGUUGUCAAUUACUGUUUAAAAUAAUAAUGCAUUUUGUGGGAAUUAUGGCAGUUCAUUUACUCCCGAAGAUAAUGAUUGUUUUUCAUAUUUAUGGAUGACCUACGUAUGAUGACUCAACAGAACUAUCUGCUAAACGUGUUAGAAGAACAGAAGAAACUAGUGGAAGCACAGAAAGAAGUGCUUCACAGACUUGACCAAGAAACCAGUCUCUGCCAAGCAGGUCUGACUUUGGAUCAACAUACAUUUCCAUUUAGUCCUGGGAUGCAAGUUCUGGUACAAAACCCUGAAGAUGGCUGGUAUUUAAAAGGAAUCAUCAUCAGUGAAUUCAAGCAUGGUGACUAUUUGGUGGAAUGUAAUGACAAUACAACCAUAAAAACAUCCCGAGUGCAUAUAGAAAUGGGCCAAAAGGAAGAAAAUAAUAUAAAGGAAUGGGAUCAUGUGCUUUGUCUCUAUCCCAGGGGUACUGGAAGAUAUUGCCCUGCAGUUGUGCUCAAAGUCAUUUCACAGACAGAAGCUCAGGUUCUGUUUUAUGAUAAAACAGAGGGACUUAUCCCUCAAGAGGAGAUUUAUAGAAUUGAUAACAAACAAAUGGAGCGGAUCGUGAAAGAAAUCACUUCUUAUGAGUGUGGAAUGUUUGGUCGUACUGUAGUUGCAAGAAAGGACAGCUGUGGAGUGUACAAUAUAGGUAAGACAUUACUAUUUUGCAUUAAAUUGCUGAAGUUCUGUGUAAAGUCGCAUGACUUAUUUGUACAAAAGUAA